AUGGAUACGGUUGGAGGAAAUAUGGCCAGAAAGACAUUCUUGGAGGCAAAUUUCCAAGGUGCCUCCUCUUCUAAUUCUCCAAGAAUCGUGCAGAGAGAUGACGAGGAGCCUUUCCUUUACAAUAUCACCUAUUGUGGCCGUCACACUUGCAGACAAACCUCCAGUGCAACAAAUUCCUCCAUGAAUAAUCAGGCCGACUUACUGAUACAACAUGGGGUAGAUGAUGACGAUGACGACGACGACUUUGAUCCGGAAUCUUUUGCGAGGAGUUUGAUAACUUUCAGAAUCAGAACAGUGGAGGAUAACGAAAAUGUGGCGGCUGCUGACCCCGAGAAUUUGCGGCAACAAAUAAAAUUAUCAGUUGCUGCAGAUAAGAAGGCAAAAGGCAGGUCUCGAGUAGAUUGUGAUGCUGAUAAUCUUCAGCUUCAACAGUUGGAAGAAAAGGAUGUAGUAUCAUCAGUAGCAACUGUUCUCUCUGAUCUUUAUGGUUCUGGGGAAUGGAUGCCUAUGGAGAAAUUUCAUACAGAGUUGCUGGAGCGCUAUGGAAAUGUGUGGCACCACAGUCGAGUAAGGCGAUAUCUGUCAUCGGAUAACUGGACCGGUCCCGAAUCCAAAGGGAAGCCUUGGUAUGGUUUACUGAUGCUGUUAAGGAAGUACCCUGAAAACUUCGUCAUUAACACAAGGUCCAAGGGCAGGGUCACUCUGGAGUUUGUUUCUCUUGUCUCUGCUUUCGUGAAACGUCCUUUAUGCAGAGAUGCUUGAUCCUGUCAGUUCAUUAAAGUACAGAAUUGUUUUAUCCCAAACUUGCUUGUCAUGACAAAAAUCUACGUGGCUCUGCUCCACUAGAUUAAAUCCUUGUAU
This is a messenger RNA of Prosopis cineraria, 861 nucleotides long. RefSeq names its product FHA domain-containing protein FHA2-like. Gene Ontology annotation, biological process: regulation of ribosomal protein gene transcription by RNA polymerase II. The record is from RefSeq and is a predicted model, not a curated record. NCBI's taxonomy places the organism in Eukaryota, Viridiplantae, Streptophyta, Magnoliopsida, Fabales, Fabaceae. The coding region runs from base 1 to 762 and encodes 253 amino acids. The transcript is spliced from 5 exons. Gene Ontology annotation, molecular function: sequence-specific DNA binding. Gene Ontology annotation, cellular component: nucleus.